AGCCCUCCCUCUUUAACCCUAAUCCAUUUCUUUCUUAAUUAUUCCCUCUCUUUCCUUCUUCAACUGAAUACUGUGAAAUUCAGAUUCUUCCUUGAGCCACAAGACCAUGCAAGGAAACUAGCCUCACUACUGUCAUCAUUUGUGGAACCCAACCUUGCCACCACUACCGUGUGAAGAACCAAGCCUCGUCGCUAUAGUCGCAUGAGGAACCUAGCCUUACCACCACUAUCGCACGUCCAUUGAUGGUUCCUCCUUCCAUCUCCCUCCUUUUUCUUCUCCCCUUUUCUACUCCUUCAUCCGUGCCCUCCCUUCCUUCCUUCCUCAGUGUACGUAUAGAAAAGAGAACCCCAAGCAUCGAUCUAGGAGAAAUUCUAUAUGGAAGGUUAUUUUUUUUGCCGGAUUCGAGCCAUGGGUGGUAGAAUGGUGCUGUUAUAUUGUGAAGAUAAGGAAGAAUUGAAGGAUUUGGUGGAAUUAGCUGCGGACUGGUUAGGACAAUGGUUCAAAGUGGUGCGACCUUGGACACCCGAAAUGGUGGCCAAGGAGAGAGCAACGGGCAAAUGUCCGGAAAAAGAGAAGGAAGUCAUCGAACCGGUAUCUCAGGUCGGUAUAGUGGAUGGGACUCAAAUGGGCUUCAAGAACAAACCCAGAAGGAGCUCAUUUAAGGAGCCCAAUGCUCAAGAAGCAAGCCUAGAGUAUCAAGAAUCCACUAACAUGGGCUUGACCCAAGAUAGAAGAGAGAAAAAAUCGGCAGACCCAACAUACAACAAGGAUUGUUUUGGAAUUAGGGAAAUGUCAGAGGAUGAAAUUGAAGAAGACGGGGAGGAUGGUUAUGGAGAGGCUACGAAAAAGAUAAAGGACGGAUCCAUAAAGAAACAGUUGCAAAGCCAGUUAGCAAAGGAGAUAUGGGAUCUUGCGAAGCAGCUUGGCGCGAAUGCAGAAAAUGAAGUCGAUGUCUUAGGGAUGGGAGGGAUUGGUAAGAAAAGACAGAUUAGAGAAAUUAUGAUGAAGGAGAAAGUAGAUUUCAUAGCAAUUCAAGAGACUAAAUUAGUGACAGUGGACAGGAAGAUUUGUAGAAUAAUAUGGGGGACAGAUGACUUUGACUGGGUAGCUAAACCAUCGGUGGGUAGGUCUGGAGGUCUAUUAUGCAUUUGGAAUGCUAAGGUGCUUAAGAAAAUGGAGUGGGAGUUGAGAAGAUCAGUAUCGGAUCAUUGCCCCAUUUUACUCAAAAAUGAGAAGAUUGAUUGGGGUCCAAAACCGUUCAAGUUUUUUGAUGCGUGGUUUGAAAAACCUGGAUGCAUGGAGUUAAUCACAGGAGUGUGGAAAUCCAGUGAGGUCCAGGGGCAGAAAAGCUUCAUACUUAAAGAGAAAUUGAAAAGAAAAAAGAAAGCAUUAAAAGAGUGGAGUUGGAACCUAGAUGAAGACGUGGAUGAUAAAGAAAUAAAGGAAGAAGUGGCUAAGUAUUUUAAAGAUUUCUUUUCAGAAGAGGCAUGGCAAAGACCAAAGCUUGAUGGGAUUAGAGUUAAUCAAAUUUCACAAGCCGAUAAUGAGUUGCUAGUGGCUGAUUUUGAGGAAAAGGAGAUUAAAGAAGCAAUUUGGGACUGCUGCUCUUCCAAAUCCCCGGGCUCGGAUGGUUUCAACUUCGGAUUUGUGAAGAAGAUGUGGGAAGACAUAAAGGUGGAGGUGAUUGACUUUGUGCAGGAAUUUUGGGAACAUGGCAGACUUGCAAGGGGAUCCAACGCAUCCUUCAUUGUUUUAAUCCCAAAGAAAGAAAAUCCACAAGGAAUUGAGGAUUGUAGACCCAUUUCGCUCAUCGGGAUCAUACAAUUAGCUGAUGGGGUGGUGAUUGCAAAUGAAGUCAUCGAUGAGGCCAAGAGGAAGAGGAAAAAAAGUUUUCUGUUUAAGGCCGAUUUCGAAAAAGCAUAUGAUAGAGUGUGCUGGAGCUUUAUAGAAUACAUGAUGAUGAGGAUGGGAUUCUCGAAAAAAUGGAGGAAGUGGAUUCAAGAAUGUCUAAGAUCAAGCUCAGUGUCUGUUCUUAUUAAUGGAAGCCCAACAAAAGAGUUCUCGGCAAGCAAAGGCAUUCGACAAAGAGACCCGCUAUCCCUUUUCUUAUUUUUGAUUGUGGCAGAAAGAUUGAAUGGAUCAGUAUCUGCAGCAGUAGAGAAGAAUCUUUACAAGGGUGUUAUGGUGGGAAAUGGAGAUACAAUGAUUACACAUUUACAGUUUGCGGAUGAUACUAUCUUCUUUGGAGAGGCUUUCGAUGAAAACAUAAAGGUGGUCAAAGGGAUUAUGAGGACUUUUGAGUUGGCUUCCGGAUUAAAAAUUAAUUUUGCGAAAAGUCAGCUAAUGGGGAUGGGAGUUGAAGAAAGUUGGACAACAAGAAUGGCUUAUAGACUGUGUUGCACACAAGGAGAAUUCCUACUUAAAUAUUUAGGAAUUCCAAUUGGCGGGAAUCACAGAAAAAUAGCAAUGUGGUAUCCAAUGGUUCAAUCUUUCAAAAAGAAACUUGCUAGCUGGAAGGGUAGACAUCUAUCUCUCGGGGGUCACAUCACGCUCAUCAACUCAGUGUUGUCUAGUCUUCCCGUGUUCCUGAUCAAUGGCACAUGGACAUGGAAUCUAAAUUGGAGAAGGAACCUGUAUGAGUGGGAGGUUGAUGAUGCCGUGGAACUCCAAAAGAGGAUAGAAAAUGUGAAGAUAGUAGAAGGAGACCUGGACAGUUGGGAAUGGAGUCAUGAUAAGGGAGGCCAAUAUUCAACCAAAACUGUGUAUUCUCUUCUAACAUGGGAGCAGGUGGAAUUGAAGGAAGAGAAGACAUACAAAAGAAUAUGGAAUCCCAUCUUGCCAAGUAAAAUUUCAGCUUUCAAUUGGCAAUUAGUAUUGGAUAAAAUUCCAACCAAAGCUAAUUUGAUAAGAAGAGGGAUCAUUAAGGAUGUGACAGAAACUAAAUGUGCCCUUUGUAAUGAAGAAGAAGAGAAUGCUACUCAUUUGUUCUUAAAAUGCAAAAUUGCAAGGUGGGUAUGGAAGGCUUGCUCUAAGUGGUGGGGGUCAAAGAUGAUGGUGAACAGAGACUGCUGGAACACUUUUCAACUCCUCGGGAUGAAUACCAAAGGAUCAAAAACCAGAGAAGGCAUGGAUAGCAGCUGGAAAACAACCGUUUGGUCCAUUUGAAUUGCUAGAAACCAGAAAAUCUUCCAUAGUAGAGAGGUAAAUCCUAAUACACUCUUAGAACUUAUUCAAAUGAGAUCUUUCUGGUGGAUCAAAGCAAGAAAAGAUUGGGCUACUGUUACUUUCUCAGAUUGGUUGUUUGAUCUAGUUGCAUGUUUCAAAACUUGAUAUAGUGAGCGAACAGUGCAUAAUUAGGGGGCUUUUCCUUAUGUUUCUGGUAUGUAAAAAUAGGAGAUGGUGUUGUUUAUGGGUUUGAGUACCCCUUGUACUCUAUAUUCUCAAUAAAACUUUUGCCGUUCA
Rubroshorea leprosula is the source of this 3462-nucleotide messenger RNA. Lineage: Eukaryota; Viridiplantae; Streptophyta; Magnoliopsida; Malvales; Dipterocarpaceae. The record is from the annotation of a GenBank genome assembly.